UAUUGAAUGCUAUUUCCAUCUCGGGUACAAGUAUGAUGUGAUCAUCAAUUUUUUGAGAAGUAAGCAUGAUAUAUGCUUGAGUGUACGGACACUUAAACGGAGGCUUGUGAAAUACAAAUUAUCGAGAAAUGAGACUUGGAGAAGUGAGGAAGAAGUAAAGGACAUAGUCAAGGAGGAAAUGCAAGGGUCUGGUUGCCUGUCGGGUUACAGGAAAAUGUGGCAUUUGCUUAAAAUAAAGUACAGUAUUCACGUCCCACGUAACAUGGCUGCACAAAUCUUGCAUGAUCUUGAUCCUGAGGCUAGUAGUUUGAGAAAGAAAAAGAAGCUCAAACGACGGCACUGUCUAUCGCAUGGGCCAAAUCAAUGCUGGCACAUCGAUGGUUACGACAAGCUGAAACCAUUUGGAUUUCCAAUUAAUGCAGGUGUGGAUGGGUACAGCAGAAAGGUUCUAUGGGUGGAGUUAGAAAGGUCAAACAAUCUCCCUGAAAUUACUGCAAGGUAUUACUUAGAAUGUGUUAAGGAACAUGGUUUCUGCCCCUUACAAACCAGGACAGAUUGUGGUACUGAAAAUGACAUUAUAGCUGCCAUGCAGUGUUACUUUCUAUCGGAAGACAAUACACCACACUCUGGGAAGUCUGCCCAUAUCUAUGGAACAUCAACCAGCAAUCAAAGAGUAGAGAACUGGUGGUCUCAUUAUUGGAUGUCCUCUUCAAGUUGGUGGAUGAAGUUUUUGAAAGACCUGGUAGAUAGUGGGCAGGUUGAUAUUUCAAAUGAAAUCCAUAAAGAAUGUCUGUGGUUUUGUUUUCAUGGUAUUUUGCAGCAAGAACUAGAUAAGAUGAGACUAUACUGGAAUACACAUUACAUUAGACCAUCUAGGAAUGACACAGUUGGAGGGGUUCCUGAUGUGUUAUCUCAACUACCUGAAGAAUUAGGUGCUUUUGACUGCUCUUUACCUGUUUCCAGAGACAAAAUUUUAGAAAUGGAAAGUAAAUAUGCCUAUGAAGAGGAAGAGAAUGUCUUUCAGCAAUAUUGUCAUUAUGUGAUAGAAGAAGAGGGGCUUCAGUAUCCUUCAAACCACGAAGAAGCACUUUGUUUAUUUUUUCAACUCAUAAAUAUUGCUGAUUAAUAUUAAAACUAUUUAUUAUGAUCAAUAAACUUUUGAGAAAAAAUUGAAAUACAUUUUUCUUAAAGUACUGGCAGUAUUCAUAAUGAUUGUGAUACAAAAAUUUGAAUAUUCUCUGUCUUUGUUUCUCCUUGUAACAAUUAACCAUAUCAUUAACUACAGACCUAUUGCAUUAAAAAUGUUGCACUUUGUCUGUGAAUACUGUACUUUAUUUUAAGAAAAUGCCACAUUUUCCUGUAACCCGAUAGGCAACCAGACCCUUGCAUUUCCUCCUUGACUAUGUUCUUUAUUUCUUUCUCACUUUUCCAAUCUUUACUUCUUUCUCACUUCUCCAAGUCUCAUUUCUUGAUAAUUUGUAUUUCACGAGCCUCCGUUUAAGUGUUCGUACAUUCAAUCAUAUAUCAUGCUUACUUCUCAAAAAAUUGAUGAUCACAUCAUACUUGUACCCGAGAUGGAAAUAGCAUUCAAUAAUCUCGUCUACAAAAAUCACAAAACUACUGUCAAAAUUGCAAUAUUGAAAUUCCGUUCACAGCAAUGAUCCAAAGGGAUAAAGCUAAAUUUAGAUUUACCAUCCUGAAAACAUUCCACUCCGGCCCCACAGUUAUAGCAAUGCUUUCCACCCUCUUGCACUUUCGUUUCACAAACUUGACAUAUAAACAUCGUAACGUUUGCAAAA
Stylophora pistillata is the source of this 1799-nucleotide messenger RNA. RefSeq lists its product as uncharacterized. NCBI's taxonomy places the organism in Eukaryota, Metazoa, Cnidaria, Anthozoa, Scleractinia, Pocilloporidae. The record is from RefSeq and is a predicted model, not a curated record.